AUGGCCAACAAAAUGCCUAUGGGGCACCCACAAGCAAGACAAGACCUGAGUCCAGCAGCCCUUGCAGAGGUAUUUGGCUUUGUCAACACGGCAGAGAUACCACCUGCACAUUUCACAGGGCAAAAUUUGGAACAGGAGGGCAUGUGCCGUGAAUUCCAACCAUUUUUAGAGGAUGGGAAUUUAUACUGCAACAGAGAUAUAGACCCUGUUUUCGGUCCUGAUGGCAGGAGACAUAUGAACAAGUGUGUCAUGUGCCGUGAAGUCUUGAGAAGGAGAGCAAUUGCUGGUUGGCCCAAAAACCCUUCUUCAGCAAAGGAUGGCGACUGCAGUGAAUAUUGGCCUUAUUUCAGAGAUGGGUCAUUUUCCUGCACCAGAGAGAAUAAUCCAGUUCGUGAUGCUUCUGGCAAGCAGCAUAGCAAUAAAUGCAUAAUGUGUCUACAGAAGUUCAAAAAUGGAGGUACGAUGAAUUCUGUUGGAAAGGACCAACCACAAAAUGGAAAAAAUGAGAGGAAUGAUGGAUGCGAGGAAUAUCGAUCAGAGAUGGGACCCAACGGAGAACUCACUUGCACCCGUGAGAAUGCUCCAGUGCGGGAUGCAACUGGCUACACAUACAACAACAAGUGUAUCAUGUGCUCAGAGAAAUUCAAAAAAGAAGUUCGAGAAGGCAGGAUCGUUGGAGGAGGAAGAGGAGGAGGCGGUGGUGGUGGUGCUGUGGAUACUUAUGGGAACAGAAUCGUUCAAGGGAAUUUCAACCCAGGGAACAGCAACGAGAAAAACUGCAAUCCAUAUGGAAAAAAUGAUGUAAAUAAUCCUUGCCCUGCAGAAUAUCAGAUUGCAUCGGGGGAUUACAGAUCAUAUACCAAUUGUGGAGGGACAGGACAGUCAUCAUACUACAAUGAAAAUUGUAGGAAAGGGCCCUUCCGCAAUAGGCAGAAGAAAAUUGCUGCUGGGGACAAGAAGCUGGACUGUGAUCAAAUUCUAGCCGAUAUAAAGAAGGAAGGGACUUCGUGCAAUGCUCUGUGGUCUCCUGUUUGUGGCACUGAUGAGAAAACAUAUAGCAAUAAAUGUUUCCUGUGUUCCGCAAUUGUGAAAGCUGAAGAUACCCUUGCGCUAAAGAACGAAGGUGAAUGUCAAGCUGGUCAUAUAAAGGCUGACUGCAGCCAAUACCCCCAAACCAGAGGGAAAGUCCUUUGCAAGAGGAGAAGCCAGGAGGUGUGUGGAACAGAUGGCGAGACAUACGGGAGUGAGUGCAUGCUCUGUGACAGAAUCCUGAAAACGAAAUCUGAAAUUGGUAUAAAAAAUAUCGGACCAUGCCCUAAGAUAUAAAGGCGUUCAGGUUGCCAGAAAGCUUUAGGAGGAAAGCGUGACAAAGAGCAAGUGAUGGAAGAAUUGGCCUUCAGAAUCAAGGAAACUGCUGCAUUCCCAAGUGUUGCAAAGCCUGCCUUCAUAGUAUAUUCAAGGAGCUAUCCCAUGUCUAUAGUACAUGGGCAACAACUCUGCACUGCUCUGCAUGGGGACAGGGUGGCAGACCUUGAUGACACAGUCAUCAGACGGACUCUUCCAUUUGCUUCCUUAUUGAGUUUCAUUCUUCCAGCUUCCAUGGACGCUUCAGAACAUUUUCUUACCUCCACCAAUCUCACUGAGUUUCUUCAAUAAAAAAAACCUAAGAAGAUCUCUGCCAAUCAUUCCCUUUGGCCAUGUUUAAGAAUAUAUUGAAUGUUAAGAACACUUUUUUGUCCUAUAUUUUCUCAGUAGGAACAACGGGUAAGUUAGUUGAUUGACAGUAGAUUGACUUUUUAACCUUGAUUUGAUUCAAAUUUUAGUGUGCUUAAACCCAGUGAGGGUUUUACUUAACAAAUAAAGAGAUGUCCAGAUCCCUUAAUAGCAUCCUUCAGCACACUAAAACCUUGAGUGGCCAUAUCUAAUUAUCAGGCAUGAUACCACCUACAGAUGCAGUAUACUUUGUGACUUGAGUAAGUCAUGCCCU
This is a messenger RNA of Podarcis muralis (Common wall lizard), 1987 nucleotides long. The record is from RefSeq and is a predicted model, not a curated record. NCBI's taxonomy places the organism in Eukaryota, Metazoa, Chordata, Lepidosauria, Squamata, Lacertidae.